AUGAAGAGCCCUGAGUGCCAGGCUUCGAAGGGCCACUGUUUGGCUGCCCUGGAGACACCAGCUUAUCGGGCUCACGAUGGAGAAGCUCACGAGCAGAGUCAAGCCCAGCAGGACCCAGGGCCUCACACGCUGACCCCGGAAAUAUGGCAGUCCCUACGUCGCUCGGAUGAGAGCGGGAAGAACUGGCUGCUGGGGGUGCUGUCCCGCAGGCAUGCCCCGGACACUGCGCGUGCCUCGGACACGGCCGUCCCCGGCAGCCCCCGCCCACCCCGCACCGAGCCCAGGGGCAGUGAGCAGGCCGAGCAGCCUGUCCUGGGCGGGGCUCCUUCCUCAGCCCUGGACACCCUGAUCCAGCAGCUGGUGCCCACGGCCGACUACUGCCCCGAGAAAGCCUACAUCUUCACCUUCCUGCUAAGCUCCCGCCUCUUCAUCGAGCGGGAGCUGCUGGCCCGGGUCUGCCAGCUGUGCAUCGAGCAGCAGCAGCUGGACGAGCCAGGGCUGGACAAGGCCCAGGUCCGGAAGUUUGGCCCCAAACUGCCCCGGCUGCUGGCCGAGUGGACGGAGACCUUCCGGCGGGACUUCCAGGAGGAGGCGGCCGUCGGGCUCCUGGAGGGGGUGGGCCGCCUCGCCCGCUGCGACGAGGCAUACAGAGCGAGGCUGCACCAGGUCCUGCAGGCUCUGCACCAGAAGCUGGCAGCCCCGGGCCCAGGGCUGGAAAGCCUGCUGGGCACGGACCGGCCCCUCUCCUACAGGACCCAGCCGGCCUCCAUCCGCAGGGAGCUCCUCGGCGUCUGCAGCGACCCCUACAGGCUGGCCCAGCAGCUGACCCUCGUGGAGCUGGCACGGCUGCGACACAUCGGGCAGGAGUUUGUCCAGGCUUUUGUGAACAAGGACCCUCUGGCCAGCACCAAGCCCUGUUUCGGUGAUAAGACCAAGAACCUGGAGGCUUACGUGAAAUGGUUCAACAGGUUGUGCUCCCUCGUGGCCACUGAGGUCUGCAUGCUAUCCAAGAGGAAGCAGAGGGCCCAGGUGACCGAGUUCUUCAUCGACGUGGCCCGCGAGUGCUUCAAUGGCAACUUCAACCCCCUCAUGGCCAUCGUCUCUGGCAUGAGUAAGCCCGUGUCCAGGCUAAAGACCUGGGCCAAAGUGAAGACACCCAAGCUUUUCAUCCUGGAGCACCAGAUGGAUCCAACCGGGAAUUUCUGCAACUACAGGGCAGCCCGGCAAGGGGCCGCCCGCUCCCUGACCGCCCACAGCAGCCAGGAGAAGGGGCCUCUGCUGCGAGAAGCCAGGCACAGGCCAGGGGCCACAGUGCCCCUCCGGCCUACAGCCUGUCGCCAGCCAGUGACCAGCAUGGCUCACGGCAAACACCACGACUGGCUGGGCCCUCAGGCUGACUUCCACCAGGCAGCACAGCGGGCCCAGGAGGACAUGCCGGGCAGCUGGGAGAGAGCUCUGCAGGUGCCCUCCGGUGACGGGCCCCAGCAGGCACCUGGGCCUCACACAGACACCCAGCAGGCCUGGUCACCCCGAGGGCAAAAAUUUCUGGAGCUGGCCAAGCAGGUUGGAGAGUUCAUCACAUGGAAACAAGUGGAGUGUCCCUUCGAGCAAGACCCCAGCAUCACCCACUACCUGUGCACUGCCCCCGUCUUCAGUGAGGACGGUCUUUAUUUGGCUUCCUAUGAAAAUGAGAGCCCAGAGAACCACACAGAAAAAGAGAGAUGGAAAUCUCUAAGGUCUUCUAUUUGGGGGAAGACGUGA
Myotis daubentonii (Daubenton's bat) is the source of this 1761-nucleotide messenger RNA. RefSeq names its product RasGEF domain family member 1C (gene RASGEF1C). Gene Ontology annotation, molecular function: guanyl-nucleotide exchange factor activity. The record is from RefSeq and is a predicted model, not a curated record. Gene Ontology annotation, biological process: Ras protein signal transduction. Lineage: Eukaryota; Metazoa; Chordata; Mammalia; Chiroptera; Vespertilionidae. Gene Ontology annotation, cellular component: plasma membrane.